GCCCGCCUCCAGUCCUCCAUGCGCUGACAUGGACCGCCUCCAGUCCUCCAUGCGCAAGCGGCUUUACAGCCUGCCGCCAAACAUGAGCCACAAAGCGGAAUGGGACGCCGGCGACAAGGACACGAAGAGGAGAAGUAUGGUGAUGAGACAUUUGUCCCCCGCCGACAGUUGCCGGAGCCCGGAGGAGGACCGGGACGUGUCCGGGAAGACCAGCGUGAACGGAGACUGCCGCCGCCUCAGGAGCAGCAUCUCGUCCGUCAGCGGGCGUCGGCUCCCCGGGGCAGAUACGGCGGAGCAGCGCUGCCUCCUCCCGGAGGCGGAGGACGCCGGCGUGGACGAAAGUUCCCCCGGCGAGCGCGGCCCGGCGGCGGCGGCGGAGAGUGAGAAUGUGGCGGGUGUGGGUGUGAGUGCGGCGGGUGUGUGUGUGAGUGACGCCGCCUUCGAGCAGGCGACUUUCAUCAAGUUGGAAGGAAGCGAGCAGAUGAUUCCCGAGGACUCCCGGCUGUACCAAGCCGGCUUCAUGCACCGGCAGUUCGGCGCCAUGCUCCAGCCGGGAGUCAACAAGUUCUCCCUGCGGAUGUUGGGCAGCGAGAGGGCGGUGGAACACGAGCGGGAACGCCUCAAGUCUGCCGGCUUCUGGAUCAUUCAUCCCUACAGCAACUUUAGGUUCUACUGGGAUCUGACCAUGCUGCUUCUGAUGGUGGGAAACCUGAUCAUCAUCCCUGUGGGCAUCACCUUCUUCAAGGACGAGCACACGCCGCCCUGGAUCGUCUUCAACGUGGUCUCCGACACCUUCUUCCUGAUGGACCUGGUCCUCAACUUCCGCACUGGCAUCGUCAAGGAGGACAACACGGAGAUCAUCUUGGACCCUCGGCAAAUCAAGAUCAAGUACCUGAAGAGUUGGUUUGUGGUGGAUUUCAUCUCCUCCAUACCCGUGGACUACAUCUUUCUCAUCGUGGAGACUCGUAUCGACUCUGAGUUUUACAAGACGGCCCGAGCGCUGAGGAUCGUGCGCUUCACCAAGAUCCUCAGCCUGCUGCGCCUGCUGCGCCUUUCCAGGCUCAUCCGCUACAUUCACCAGUGGGAGGAGGUUUUCCACAUGACCUACGACCUGGCCAGCGCCAUGGUGCGUAUCAUGAACCUGAUCGGCAUGAUGCUGCUGCUGUGUCAUUGGGACGGCUGUCUGCAGUUCCUGGUUCCCAUGCUGCAAGAGUUCCCUCCUGAUUGCUGGGUCACCCGGAAUAAGAUGGUGAACGACACGUGGGGUCAGCAGUACUCCUAUGCCCUGUUCAAGGCCAUGAGCCACAUGCUGUGCAUCGGCUACGGCUUGUACCCGCCCAUCGGCAUGGCCGACGUCUGGCUCACCAUCCUCAGCAUGAUCGUGGGCGCCACCUGCUUCGCCAUGUUUGUGGGCCACGCCACCGCCCUCAUUCAGUCCCUGGACUCUUCCAGGAGGCAGUACCAAGAAAAGUACAAACAGGUGGAGCAGUACAUGUCCUUCCACAAGCUGCCCGCCGACACGCGCCAGAGGAUCCACGAUUACUACGAGCACCGCUACCAGGGCAAGAUGUUUGACGAGGAGAGCAUUUUGGAGGAGCUGAAUGAGCCGCUGCGAGAGGAGAUCAUCAACUUCAACUGCCGCAAGCUGGUGGCCUCCAUGCCGCUGUUUGCCAACGCAGAUCCCAACCUGGUCACCUCCAUGCUGACCAAACUGCACUUCGAGGUCUUCCAGCCGGGCGACUACAUCAUCAGGGAAGGCACCAUCGGGAAGAAGAUGUACUUCAUCCAGCACGGCGUGGUCAGCGUGCUGACCAAAAGCAGCAAAGACACCAAGCUGUUGGACGGCUCUUAUUUUGGAGAGAUUUGCCUGUUGACUCGAGGCAGAAGGACGGCGAGUGUGCGAGCAGACAACUACUGUCGUCUCUACUCUCUGUCGGUGGACAACUUCAAUGAGGUCCUGGAGGAGUACCCCAUGAUGAGGAGGGCCUUUGAGACCGUGGCCCUGGACCGCCUGGACCGCAUCGGAAAGAGAAACUCUGUUCUCCAACAUAAAGUUCAGCAUCACGGAAGUUCUGGCACAUUAAACCUCCAAGAGAGUGAGAUCAUCCAAAGAAUAGUACAACAUGACCGCGACAUGGCCCAGUGCACACAGCUCAUCCAGACCAGCAACGGCCAGAGCUUGACCGUUCCCCCUGGAUCGCCCACCCCGGUCAUUUGGGCCCCCCUGGUUCAGGCGCCCCUCCGGGCGGCUGCUGCCACCACCCCGCUGGCCCUGGCUUUGGCUCACCACACCCAGCUUCCCCCCAUCCUCUUUCACCAUUCCCUGGCCACUGGCUCCCUGAAAGACCCCAUCAGCCACUCGAAAAGAGUCCACAGUGGAGUGCUCUCUUCUGUGGUCUGUGGUUCAGGGUCCAGUUCCCCUGUGAGCUCACCCAAAUUUCACACAGGGGUUGAAAGUCUCCCACUGGCCUCCAUCAGACUGCCGCACCUUACUACUGGGCCACUGCCGACUCUGACUUCUCAGCCGAUCUUUACCAGCAGCUUGCAGCCCCUGUUGCCUCCCUCUCAUCCUCCACACUCGGGUAUGGCCUCGGUCUGCCCUAUAAGCCAGGCCGCUGUGUCCUACACUUGCGCGGCUCAGUUCCACUCGCAGCCCUUCCAAAGCUACAUAGCCACGCCGCACUGUCCGUUCGGUUUACUCCAGCAGGGGGAGACAGCAAGGCUAGUAGGGAGAUUUCCAGACCCUUCCUCUUGCACCAUAAGUCCUCUGAUCUCCAGCUCUGUUGGCCCGACUCUAAAUCAGCUGCAGGAGAGCUCGCGGGUCAUCGCACAGCAGAUGGGUACCUGUCAUGGCAGAGCAGGCAGUAUUGCCAGCGGUCAGAACUUUCCAUAUUUGCCCAUUAGCACCAGCAACACUCAGUCCUCCGGCAAAUGUAUUCCACCAGCCAGCGGAGGCGGGGCUUCGGCGUCUCUAGCACAGCAGAGUUUGGCAGGUCUCCAUAGUGCACUCCUGCCGCAGCUUCUACCGGAGCAGUCUGCCCUCGCCGCCCUGGCGCAUUACGGCUCGGCAGAGUCCUCGCCUUGCUACACACCUCCACUUCACAGUCCCAGCCUACAAAGUCCGGUGAGGGGAAGGACAGUUUACCACCAUGAAACCACCAUGAUCAAAGACAUUCACAACCCUCUUAGCACUCAGACCUCAUGCCCAGCCAGGGUGGCAUACACCAUCAGGGAGCACAACGAGUCACCAGGAGAGCUCUUCAGCCAGGAAAUAAAGACAAUCUCGGGCUCUCAUAGCUCUUUAUACCCCACGCAGGACAGGCUUUUCGAGGGGUUAACAAGCCCCUUCUCUUCCCCUGUUGCAGCCGCUAAACCCGACCUACCGAUCCCAGGUCACACGACCUCUGUCACCUGGACGCAUUCGGGACUGGAGCCUCAGAACCAGUUUCUAGCGGUGAACUCUCAAGUGCUAGAGACGGAACACAAACUGUCCAAACUCCCCUCCAGUUUGUGAGGCUCAGACACACCCUCCUUUAAUGGUGAGCGACUAAAACCCGAUCACUCUUUUCGUUCACACAUGCACUCCUUUGAAUCCAGGCGGGUGUGCGUCUCAUAUCCAGCACUUUCCACCACAGAAUGUAUGGCUUACAGGUAAUAACAGACAGUUUUUGCUACAACAUAGUUUUCCUUUAAAUAUGAUAAGAAAACGACCUAUUGAUGGAUAAAUGUAUACCGAUAGCACCUCGUGAAAAUACACAUUUAUCAAGCUAUUUGUAAUAUAAUCAUACUUUAUUGUUGAACCCUCUUUUCCUUUCAACCUUAACUUCUUUAAAGCUCUUAAGUUUGACAUUUGAAACCAAAAAAAUGUUUUGUCUUUUUCAAAUGGUAAAUGGAUUGUACUUGUGUAGCAAUUUUCUAUAUUCAAGGUACUCAAAGCGCUUUGUCACUAUGACCACACUCACCUGGCGAUCUCGCAGCCUUGGGGAGCACUCACAGGGGCACUGAGGAUCCAGCCAGGUCGGGGAUCAACCAUUCUACCCCCUGAGCCAUGCUGAUCGCCAUACCUUUUGCGGAGAAAAGAGAUGUCGAUGUACUUAGUUUUUUGAAGACGUCGCAUCUGAACAGAGUACUUUACAGAGUACAUAGAAACGCGUGGUAAAAGGUGUACUUCAGUUCGGAGUGAGGUCCAACUUCAUGCGGUACCCCUGGUUUUCGUUUGACCCACAUUUUUGCAGAAAUUUGUGUACACCGUCUCUUAUCUUAUGACCAAAAUAUUGAGCGUAACAUAUUUGUGGGGAUACUUUUGGAUGUCUAGAACGGAUUCCUUGGAUUUACAUUAUUGUAUCAUGUAAAUGUGGGGUCUUACACCAAUGUUGUAUUGGACGAUAGUGAUGAAGAGAGAGCUGACCCACAAUGCAAUGCUCUCAGUUUACCCAGGAUUUCCUUCCUACGCUCGUUUUGGUCCAGUUUUGGGGAAAAACCACAAGGAAAAGACGCAGCCAGAUCAACUUCCUUCACAGGGUUUCUGGGCUUACACUCUUUUAGAAAAAAUGAGGACCUUGGUCAUCCAAGAGGGACAAGACGUGGUCUAGAGGCUUUUUUGGUUGGAAGCUGUCUUAGAGCAGACCUUGGACACCUAUGAGUUAUUUAGUCUCCUUAUAGCAGGGGUGUCAAACUCCUUUUAGCUCAGGGACCACUUGCAGGUAAAUAAAUGGGUUGUACUUGUA
This is a messenger RNA of Nerophis ophidion (straightnose pipefish), 4727 nucleotides long. Its product is annotated as potassium/sodium hyperpolarization-activated cyclic nucleotide-gated channel 3-like. Gene Ontology annotation, molecular function: voltage-gated potassium channel activity. Gene Ontology annotation, cellular component: membrane. Bases 29 to 3514 code for a protein of 1161 amino acids. The transcript has 8 exons. The record is from RefSeq and is a predicted model, not a curated record. Gene Ontology annotation, biological process: potassium ion transport; transmembrane transport. NCBI's taxonomy places the organism in Eukaryota, Metazoa, Chordata, Actinopteri, Syngnathiformes, Syngnathidae.